AUGAAAGAAUUCAAUAUAAAGAGGCAUUACUCAACCAAGCAUGCUAAGCUGCACUCACUGACAGGACAAUUAAGAACAGAAAAAAUCCAAAAGCUUACCGCAAAUUUGGAAAAACAGCAACAAAUGUUUCAUAAACAAAGAGCACAACUUGAUGAUGUUGAGAAAGCUAGUUUUAUACUAAGCUCAAAAUUGGCAAAGGCAUUAAAACCAUUUGCCGAAGGAGAAUUUAUCAAGGAGUGUAUGUUAGAAGUUUUCUGUAUUUUGUGUCCUGAAAAGAAAAAUGAAUUUGAAAAAAUUAGUUUGUCAAGACGAACUGUUGUUCGACGUAUAGAAAUUAUAGCUAAUGAUAUAAAAGAACAUUGA
Molecule: messenger RNA, 363 nt
Organism: Parnassius mnemosyne (clouded apollo)
Lineage: Eukaryota; Metazoa; Arthropoda; Insecta; Lepidoptera; Papilionidae
Source: the annotation of a GenBank genome assembly